AUGUCUUAUACCGAGGGACAACGCGUAUACUUCGCCAAGGCCAUAGACAACCAUGGCAUUGCAGAAGACAUAAACGGCUACUAUCUCAGCCCGGACCAAGUCACGUUGGCGCAGAAGUUGAAAAAUAACCCUCCGUACACGAUAACAAACAGCGAUAGCUACGCCUACGCACUCGGAUUAUACAUUCUACGAACUAAGCAGUGGAGGUCAGACUGGGAUGCGGCAAACAACAAAAUCGUACUUAGAAAGGACACAAGCCUACCAUUAGGCCAAGAUUGGGACCAGUAG
Molecule: messenger RNA, 288 nt
Organism: Didymosphaeria variabile
Lineage: Eukaryota; Fungi; Ascomycota; Dothideomycetes; Pleosporales; Didymosphaeriaceae
Exons: 3
Coding region: 1-288 (95 amino acids)
Source: RefSeq, a predicted model, not a curated record